This is a messenger RNA of Spirometra erinaceieuropaei, 582 nucleotides long. The record is from the annotation of a GenBank genome assembly. NCBI's taxonomy places the organism in Eukaryota, Metazoa, Platyhelminthes, Cestoda, Diphyllobothriidea, Diphyllobothriidae.
AUGGACCUCUUCGCCGUCGCCUGUGACAACUUCGGACUGGUCAUCAACCAGGAAAAGACGGUCGGCAUGCAUCAACCGCCAUCCGACGCUGCCUACGUCGCACCCCACAUCAAUGUGAACGGCACCCAACUCCAAGUCAUGGACAACCUCACCUACCUGGGUAGCACCCUCUCUCGCACCACCAAGAUCGACGAUGAAGUGGCCCACCGGAAUUUUAGAGUCAGUCAAGCCUUCGGCCGUCUGCAGAACACCGUAUGGAACAGUCACGGUCUGCAUCUGAACACCAAACUGAAGAUGCACAAAACGGUCAUUCUGCCGUCGUUGUUGUAUGGAGCGGAGACCUGGACGGUGUAUACGAAACAGACGUGGAGACUCGAUCAUUUCCACCUCAGCUGUCUUCGAGGGAUACUGAAGCUGAGAUGGCUAGACCGGAUCCCGGACGCGGAUGUUCUGGAGCGGACGAGAAUCUUCAACAUCCACGCCAUGCUGAGACAACUGCAACUGCGUUGGAGCGGUCACCUCAUGUGGAUGGAUGACGAGCGGCAACCCAAACGAUUCUUCUACGGAGACGUCUUCACGUGA